Messenger RNA from Macrosiphum euphorbiae (potato aphid), 744 nucleotides. The record is from the annotation of a GenBank genome assembly. NCBI's taxonomy places the organism in Eukaryota, Metazoa, Arthropoda, Insecta, Hemiptera, Aphididae.
AUGGGUUUACAAAGUGCUCUUGACUUAUUCAAAUUGUUAAUUUCUAAAAAUCAUAUGACAUUUUUCAUAACAUACAAGAUAAGUCAGGAUCAUUUAGAAACUUUUUUCAGUGCAGUACGUAGUAAAGGUGGGUACAAUGACAACCCAACAUGUCGCCAAUUUCAGGCAGCGUACAAACGGUUAUUGGUGCACAACAGUAUAAUGGGUUCAGUGUAUGGCAACUGUUCUAUUUUAGAUAACACUAAUAUAGAAGCUGUGAGUGGUAACAAAUUAUCUAAUGAAAAUGAAGAAGAGUUAAAUUUUAAUUUUAACUGGCAAAUUGAAAAGCCUUUGCUCCAUCAUGGCUAUUUCGAGAAUGUACAACACUUGAAUCCGUACAUUGAAGAUGUUUGUGUUUACAUUGCUGGAUUUGUAACAAUUAGAGCAACUAAAAAAAUAGCAUGUACAUCUUGUACAUCACAUUUAUUGGCGACUACUCAAAACAGCAAAUUAGCGACCGUUAAGGAUAGAGGGUCUCUAAUAAAACCCAGUAUGGAUGUCCAGACAGUGUGCAUAAUUACUGAACAAGUUUUCAGGGAAUAUAACUAUGGUAUAAUGAAUAAAACAAAAACAAAAGCUUUUGUUUUAAACAAAGUAAAAACUAACCUAUAUAGUAAAUUUUCCAUAUUUAACAAUAUGUCUUGCCUAAAUUAUGAAAACUGUUUAUUCGAUAAAACCCAUCAAUUUGAGAGCCAUAGAGACUAA